AUGUCUCUCAGGUCCCCAACUAGGUCCUCUAGGGGCUUUGUACCUCUUGGUGGCUCUAACUCGAGCCCUGGCGAUGGCGAUAUUCCUCUCACUCAAAUCCGAAGCAACAUGAGCACCGGCGCCCGGAAGGCCAAUCAAGGUAUCGGGUCAGGUUUCGAACAAUCUGAAGAUUCAGGCGACAAUGGAAACCAGGAGAAACAUCACUUCUUUCACCGCGGCCGCAGGUCUGCCAGGAAAGCCGAGCCGACAAAGUCGGAUGAGCUCGCUAGCAAUGAGCUUUCACUCAACGCUAUGGGCAGACUUUAUGAUCGGAUCGUCAACGCCUCUGGCCCCCAACGUUAUCUAUUGUAUAUUGUCCCCGUUGGGGCCUUGCUCGCCGUACCUAUCAUCGUCCUCGCUGCCCUGGAUAAGCGUAACGACAUUCCUGUCGGUGGCUCAGAAGAAAACCCGGGGCCCUCUCUUUUCCUUUUCUUCAUCUGGAUUGAGGUCGGCUGGCUAGCGCUCUGGGUUGGAAAACUCGUUGCCUGGCUAUCUGCCCCUGCGUUCAUGUUCUUUACUGGAGUCAUCAGCCCGGGAACACGCAAAUAUGCCGCUCUUCUACGAAAUCUUCAAAUACCCUUAUCGCUAUUCUUCUGGGCUCUUGCAGAUUGGCUCGUGUUCAUCAACGUUCUUCGACGCGGGCAUGAGAAAGUAUCCUGGGUUAAUACCAUUUCCACGAUCUUGGGAGCUUUGUUUGUGUCAUCGGCCAUUUUCCUCGGUGAAAAGGCUUUCAUUCAGCUCAUUAGCGUUUCGUACCACCAGCGUUCAUUCGCGAAUCGGAUUCAGGAUUCGAAGCGGGACGUUCAUCUUCUCGGCAUGAUGUAUGACGCGUCUCGGAAGCUAUUCCCCAUGUAUUGCGAGGAAUUUCUUGAGGAAGACCAGAUCAUUAAUGAUAGCAUCGAGUUACUCCUCGCAGGAAGUAAAAAGAAGUGGAGACGGAAUAAGGGAGCUGUGGCCGCCGUGCCGGGCAAGUUGAUUGGCAACGUUGGUCGUUUCGGCAACAAGGUUACAUCUGCUUUCGGUAAUAUUGCUUCAGAGAUCACCGGCAAGCAAGUUUUCAAUCCUAAUUCCGCACAUUCUAUCGUCAUUGAAGCCCUGGAAAAAGCUAAGACCUCCGAGGCAUUAGCUAAACGUAUUUGGAUGUCGUUUGUCGUGGAGGGAAAAGACUCUCUCUAUGCUGAAGAUAUCGCGGAAGUCCUCGGGCCUCAACAUCAGGAUGAGGCGGAGGAAUGUUUCGAUGCUAUGGACGCUGAUGGCAAUGGUGACAUCAGCCUUGAUGAGAUGAUUCGAAAGGUAGUCUCAGUUGGCAAAGAACGAAGGGCCAUUACUCUCAGCAUGCAAGACAUUAGUCAAGCCUUGGGUGCAUUUGACAAGAUCUUACUCUUCAUCGUACUGCUAGUGGUCAUUUUUGUUUUCUUGAGUUUCUUCCAAAGCUCCUUCGUUACGACACUGGCAACCGCGGGAACCGCGCUGCUAUCGUUGUCGUUCAUCUUUGCUGUUACAACUCAAGAGAUUCUCGGUUCUUGCAUUUUCCUGUUCGUCAAGCACCCAUACGAUGUCGGAGAUCGGGUCGAUAUCACAGGUCCGGAAAAGGAGGCACUUGUUGUGGAAAAGAUCUCCCUACUCUACACUGUUUUCACCAGAAUUGAUAAGAUGCAAGUAGUGCAGGUCCCUAACAUUCAGCUCAAUAACGUGUGGAUCGAAAACGUUACUCGAAGCAAGGCAAUGAAGGAAGUCAUCGAUGUUAAUGUAUCAUUUGAUACAACCUUCGAAGAUAUCGAACUACUUCGACUAGAGAUAGAGAAGUUUGUCCAGUCUCCCGAAAACUCCAGGGACUUCCAAUCAGAUUUCGGCAUAGGAGUGGGUGGCGUCGGCGAUCUCGAUAAGCUCAACCUCAAGGUUGCUAUUAAACACAAGUCUAACUGGCAUAAUGAGGCCGUACGAGCUACCAGGAGAUCCAAAUUUAUCUGUGCUCUUGCACAGGCGUUGAAGAAGGUUCCCAUCAAUGGUCCUGGAGGUGGUGGCGAAGUUCUAGGUGGUCCUACGAACCCUACUUACUCAGUUAGCGUUUCAGAUGUUGAGGCUGCUGCGGCUCGUGACAAAGCCGCACAGGACAAGGAUGCUGCUCGCCUCGUGCCUCUGAAUGAUUCGAGUGCAAUUAGUGAGGACACCGCAGUUCAGGGCAUUAAUACUCUCAAUCCUCUGGUGGCUGCGCAAGACGAGUGGGGUUACAACCGCGAUGAUGAGACUUUGAGCGAUGCUCAUGGUCAAGCUAUCGAUCGAAUGCGGUCAAAUGACGGCCAUUCUUUGCAAUCUGGACCGCGCAAAACACCGAGCCAACGUGGCGGCCUUCGCAGAGCCGGUGAAUCGGUGCCAGUGGAGCAAGUCCCAGAACGGACACCAAGCUUACAGGUCACUCAGCAUAUGGGGCCUUUUGAUGAGGAGGCACAGAUGGGUGGACCGAAUCCUUUCACUACGGCCCAGCAGAAUCUGCAGCAGGCCCCCUAUGCUGCUCCGCCAUCGUCAAACAGGACCAACCCUUUACAAACUGUCAGCGAACCAAGCAGUAGGCCAGGUGGAGUCGGUUCGUCUCAACCGCAAAACCCACCUUAUCAGCGGUAA
This is a messenger RNA of Xylaria bambusicola, 2661 nucleotides long. RefSeq names its product Mechanosensitive ion channel-domain-containing protein. Gene Ontology annotation, molecular function: calcium channel activity; calcium ion binding. The coding region runs from base 1 to 2661 and encodes 886 amino acids. Gene Ontology annotation, biological process: calcium ion transmembrane transport; intracellular calcium ion homeostasis. The record is from RefSeq and is a predicted model, not a curated record. Gene Ontology annotation, cellular component: membrane. Lineage: Eukaryota; Fungi; Ascomycota; Sordariomycetes; Xylariales; Xylariaceae. The transcript has 2 exons.